Messenger RNA from Fusarium mangiferae, 549 nucleotides. RefSeq lists its product as uncharacterized. The transcript has a single exon. Bases 1 to 549 code for a protein of 182 amino acids. NCBI's taxonomy places the organism in Eukaryota, Fungi, Ascomycota, Sordariomycetes, Hypocreales, Nectriaceae. The record is from RefSeq and is a predicted model, not a curated record.
AUGCCGGAUCGAAGGCCCAUCCUCACUCUCCCACUCCCAGCUCGGGAUCCCUUUGAAUCUCAACGACCUGGGUCAUCACUUCAAAGCCCUUCAAUACGCAGCCCCCGAUUUCAUGAAGACUUCGAUGCACCUUUCUCGUUGGACAUCAUGAACGCAUCGAGAACAACUCUCGCAACCGACACCAUGAGUUUUCCUUCAACUGGCACAACUAGCCGUAACAGUUUUGGCUGUGAUGGUGACCGACCUUCACCCCUUCAACAUCGCAAUGCCUCCUGGGAAUCAGAGACUAAGCGUCGGUCAAAGGUCAAUGAUCGCAUCCUGGAGUGGGCAAAGAGAUCAUGGGGGGCUGUACGCAUGCGGCCCAGCUCCAAGGAUGACCCCAAGGACGACUAUUUUGAGGGUCACCCAGCCCAGAGCCCAACAAGCGAUAUAACGUCGCCUUCAUCAGAUAAUAUCACACCCUCAGAGCCCGACGGCGGCCGAACUACCCACAGCAGUCAAGUGUUUGCUGUCACUGGGUUGCCAAGUUCGAAGGCAGGAUCGAAGUGA